Messenger RNA from Fimicolochytrium jonesii, 1428 nucleotides. RefSeq lists its product as uncharacterized. Bases 344 to 1060 code for a protein of 238 amino acids. The transcript has 5 exons. NCBI's taxonomy places the organism in Eukaryota, Fungi, Chytridiomycota, Chytridiomycetes, Spizellomycetales, Powellomycetaceae. The record is from RefSeq and is a predicted model, not a curated record.
GUACGGCCUGACGCGAGAGACGUGAGGCCGCAGGCGAGAGACGACUGACAGCUCUCGCCCAGCUCCGCAAUCGAUUUUCACUUUUCUCCCCUAUCCCCGAAGUGAUAUUGGUGCGACCUUUGUGCUCUGUCCCAUUUAGCUCUUGAUAAUCCGGUGAUUCCGGUGCACACUGUCGAAUCAGCCUGCCGUGGCUGCUGUAUCGCUUGUCCCAGCCUCCAAGCCUCCAAGCCUUGCCCAUAAAAAAUCCCGAUUUCGACAGCGAAUCUCUCGUCAGGGGGUUUUGUUAGUGUUUCUCUUUGCAUUCUUCAAUUCGAACGACCUGACCGGACAACUGAGCGCAGGCAUGAGUGAUGAGCUCGCCGACAUCCAGAGCGGCAUAGGCGACAGCGCCGUCGCCGAUCAUGCGACGUACGAGGAAUAUCUGGACAGUCAAAUAAGCAAUACCGACUUAUACUUUCUCGAGGACAAAGAGCUAGCAAGACAACAAGUCGAGCUCGGGUACCGGGGCUCAGGCGAGCCAUUGAAACGAGAGGAGUUCGAGGCCAAGAAACGAGCGGCCGAGAACUUCCGUCUGAAUAAGCACUUGGCCACCAAGGUGCUUGCAUCGUAUGCAAAAGACCUUUCCGGAUAUCCAUUCUUGCAGGCACUGGCUGAGAGAGAGGAAUCCAAUCGGAGCGGCAAACUCACGUCCAUCAUCUUCAUCGGCACCUACAACGCCAAAAACCAGGAAAUCAGCGGUUACAUCGACUACGCGCACCGUCUCAAAACCGAAAACUUUGAGCCCUACUUCCUCCGCACACGGGCAUUGAUGCCACGCACGACAGACAUGAGCUUCUAUAACUGGGAGACGCAGACAUGCACCAGCAACGCGAUGCCCAAUUUCCAGGUGAUUGCAGACAAUGAGAGCGGGAUACUGUUCAAAAAUAAGCGAGAUCGGAAGAUAAUUAAUGUCGAUCCGAAGGAACCGAAACCGGGGGAUAAAACAACCGUAACACAUAUUGUGAAGGAUGAGCAUAUCCAGGUCGUCAUAUAUGACCAUCUCACCCGGCGGAAGACAUAGGACCAGUGAUGGGUCCGACGACUCAUUUAGCAGAUCGGAAAACGGGCGUUUGCAGGCAGAUUCCCGCGUAUACCCCGCAUAUACCCACGCCUCAGCAGUUGUGCAUUACCACUCCCCGUCAAGUACACCUUCCCUCAUAGCCCUCCCCACAUUUCUCAUCUGAGAGCUUCACCGCCAGAACGCCCCAGUACGCGUGCUUAUGCUCACACAUCUACAAGGUCUUCGAUUUCGACGAUCCAGAAUGCCGACCCGCUGGCAUCGAGCCGCCAGACGCUUCGGUGAUCGCCCAUAUGUUUCCGGCAUUGCUUGAUGCGCCGAGAAGCGGGCUAUUGACCCCCCGGUAUGUCUCGUAGCCGCUGUGUGCAUAU